AUUUCAGCUCACGUUCAUCUUUGUUUGACAGUGCUGCCAGCAGUAUCUGUCCCGGAGCAGCUCUGCAUUCCGUUGGUGUGUUUUGCUCCUGUUGCAGGGAUAAGGCGCAUUGGCAGGAGGCCUGAUCAGCAGCAGCAGCAGCAGGGCGAAGGCAAACCCAUUGACAGGAGACCUGAGAGACGACCUCCUCGUGAGCGCCGAUUUGAUAAACCUGCCGAUGAGAAGGGCGAAGGAGGAGAAUUCUCUGUUGAUAAACCCAUCCUGGACCGACCGAUGCGUGGACGUGGUGGACUUGGAAGAGGCCGUGGCCGUGGCCGUGGGAUGGGCAGAGGAGAUGGGUUUGACUCUCGUGGCAAACGUGAAUUUGACAGACAUAGUGGCAGCGAUAGAUCCGGCCUAAAGCACGAGGACAAGCGAGGUGGCAGUGGAUCACACAACUGGGGAACCGUCAAAGACGAACUCACCGAAUUGGAUCAGUCUGCUGUAACUGAGGAAACGCCAGAGGGAGAGGAACAUCCGCCUGCUGAUUCUGAAAACAAGGAAAAUGAGGUUGAAGAAGUUAAGGAGGAAGGUCCUAAGGAAAUGACCCUGGACGAAUGGAAAGCUAUUCAAAGUAAGGAUCGUGCAAAGGUUGAGUUCAACAUCCGUAAACCAAAUGAGGGUGCUGAUGGGCAAUGGAAAAAAGGAUUUGUUCUUCACAAGUCAAAGAGCGAGGAGACAAAGGCGAUGACAGAAAUGCAGGGGAGUCUGCUGGAGUCAAAUGAGGCUCACGCUGAGGACUCGGUAAUGGAUCACCACUUCCGUAAGCCUGCCAACGACAUCACAUCCCAGCUGGAGAUCAACUUUGGAGACCUCGGCCGCCCCGGACGCGGUGGUCGAGGGGGCCGGGGUGGCCGAGGACGUGGAGGCAGGGCCAGCCGUGGGGGCAGGACUGACAAGUUGGUUAAGGAGUUUGAUGUGAUCCACACGCCCAACCAGUCAAGUGCUUCUGCUCCUGAUGUAGAUGACCCAGAGGCUUUCCCAGCUCUGUCCUAAACUGGAUGUCAUAAGCCAACCCUGCCCUCGUCGGGCCUUCCUCUCCGAGGCUUGCAUGCUUAAGGAUCCUAAACAACUAAGAAAUUUAAAAAAAAAAAAAA
Molecule: messenger RNA, 1136 nt
Organism: Meleagris gallopavo (turkey)
Lineage: Eukaryota; Metazoa; Chordata; Aves; Galliformes; Phasianidae
Source: RefSeq, a predicted model, not a curated record